Molecule: messenger RNA, 1870 nt
Organism: Malus domestica (apple)
Lineage: Eukaryota; Viridiplantae; Streptophyta; Magnoliopsida; Rosales; Rosaceae
Molecular function (GO): protein binding
Source: RefSeq, a predicted model, not a curated record
UCAAAAUUAAAUCUGCAAAUUAAUGGCUGCUUCAAGUUUAGGACAAGGUGAAACAGCAAUGGAGGAUGUUGGCCAGAGUUCAAGACAAGAUGAUCAGAUAACUGGCGAGGGACAAGGUGAAAUAGCAAUAGCAAUGGAGGAUGUUAGCCAGAGUUCAAGACAAGAUGAUCAAAUAACUGGCGAGGGUGCUCAUGAGAACACUGCAGGAGACACGCGCAUGGAUCCUAUACUAUACAGGUAUGCAACGAUGUCUAAUUCAGGAGUAAUAUACCUCUGUCAAGAGUUUAUACGGGAUAUGCGCACAAGGUAUUUUGCCGGAGCCACAGGUAUUCCUCAUCAAAUAGAAUUGCUGGUCCGAAGUAGUGAAAACAAAGUAAGCAUCCGUGGGAACACGAUGCUUCACCUUGCUGCAAAUACAGGCCACGUGCAGCUUAUUGAACUAAUUACCCGAACUUUUCCGGGGCUUGUCCGCAAAAGAAAUCAUGAUGGAGAACUUCCGCUUCACGUAGCUGCAUCCGCUGGCCAUCUAUCCGCAGUUCGUAAAUUGGUAGCAUGCACAGAGGGAGACACGGCUCAAGGUAAUACGUUUAAUGAAGAGGACGAGAGAGGGAACACUGCGUUGCAUGUCGCUGUGGAAAAUAAUCACCAAGAUGUGGCUAUGUUUUUGGUCGGCGAAGAUGGAUCUGGAUCCACGUUGCAUUCCACAAAUGAAUCCGGAAAGACUCCCUUGUGCAUGGCUGCUGAAACUGCCAAUCUUGAACUUGUUAAAGCAAUGGUAGACAAGACGCCAAAUAGCACAACAGACGCUAAUUCUGGUAAUUUUUGGCAAGGAUCGAACGGCAACUCAAUUCUUCGUAGUGCGAUCAUAUGGAGGAAACAAGCAAAAGGUGGCCUCAAGAAAUAUGAUGCAGUGUUCGUGUUGGUCAUGCUCAUGUUAUGGUAUAUCAACAUUCCACUCUUUGUUUUGCUGGCGGUUGUUUGGGCAUGGGUUACAAGUAUAGCAAAAGGUGGCCUCAAGAAAUAUGAUGCAGUGUUCGUGUUGGUCAUGCUCAUGUUAUGGAAUUUCAACAUUCCACUUUUUUUUGUGCUGGCGGGGGUUGUAUGCUUGAUUGAAGUUUCUCAAUGGUGGCUGCCCAGAACCAACAGAAAGAAGUAUACAAAUAUACCUCUGUCAUUGCUAUUUUCUAUAGCAGUGUUCGCGUUGGUCAUGUCCAUAUUAAUCAAUCUCAUCAAUCCACUCUUUGUGAUGGCGGGGGUUGUAUGCUGGAUAUUUUUUAAGAGUAUAGUUUCUCAAUGGUGGCUGCCCAGAGCCAACAGAAAGAAGUAUACAAAUCUCCUAGAGACGAUAUUGAGCAAAAUGGAUUCAGCUGAUCUCAUCAAUUCAAUGGACCAAGGGUGGAUGUCUCCUCUUACAGUUGCGGCUUAUAUGGAUAACUUUGUGGCGGUACGCAUAUUGUUGCACAAAUUUACUGGAUUGGCAUACAAAGGUGACGAAAAUCAGUUGCUUCCUAUACAUGUGGCGUCCAAAAAAGGCCAUUGCAGGGUUGUUGAAGAGUUUCUCGAUUAUUGCCCCGACUUGAGGGAUCAAGUGACCAUGAAGGCCGGAAUAUUCUUCAUCUUGCGGCCGCGCAUGGAAGAGUUGAUGUUGUCCGAUAUAUUAUUGGAAAGCGCGAUCUUCAAGUGCUUAGCAAGCAAAGAGAUCAAAGUGGAAAUACCCCUCUACAUAUAGCCGUCCAAAACUGGCAUCCUAAGAUCGUCAAAAUUCUUUCCCUCUUCCAUGCGUAUGAGAGAGCCAAUUUAAAUAGUUUGAACAAUGCAGGUGAGACGGCAUUGGACCUUGCAGAGAAGACCGGGGUAGAUAAAGAGAUGU